This is a messenger RNA of Pelobates cultripes (western spadefoot toad), 540 nucleotides long. NCBI's taxonomy places the organism in Eukaryota, Metazoa, Chordata, Amphibia, Anura, Pelobatidae. The record is from the annotation of a GenBank genome assembly.
AUGUUCGCUAAAGCGGAUAAAACCACCAUGGUGACCAAGCUCAGGUUGCUGAUACGUGAAGAGAUAAUGGAGGUGUUUACACAGAUACUUGGAGAGGAGGCCCAUGAGGAAUAUCACAUCGAAAGAUCCCACAGAGCCCUUCGCCCCCCACGACGGGACGGCCUGCCACGCAACAUCAUCUUUUGCCUGCUAUCCUUUCGCCUUAAAGAAGCCAUCAUGCAGGCAGCUAGACCACAGGCCAUCACAUUCAAGGACGCCACAGUGUCCCUUUACCAAGACCUAUCGACCCUCACACUAGAGGCCCACCAGGCCCUCAGAACACUCACAUGCCUCCUGCAAGAGAGGAGAAUACCCUACAAAUGGGGCUUCCCCUUCAACCUUCAAGCCAAAGACAAUGUCUGGCGCACCUUGAGAUGGCCAAACGAAGUCUCCGGACUCCUGCGAGCACUAAACCUCCCAGCCGUAUCAGUACCGAACGCGAUAUUAGACAGCCACCGACACAACCUAACCUACAGGACGAAGCCGACGUCACACUCCUAA